UCCCGUCUUCCGUUGCCUCUCCCACUCUCGUGGUCUCGCCGCCAUGCACAUGGAAGCACCACAUCCUCCUCCGUCAAUGGAUAUCCAUGAGCCCGCGCCGCCGUCCCCUCUCUACUCCGACAUUUCGCCGCACUUCCCGCCGUCCAUCGCAGACGCCGGCGCCGGCGCGCUGGACCUCUCCUUCACCUCCACCGCCUCCGCGUCCACCUCCUCCUUCACCACCGCCACCACCUUCAGCGCGCGGAGCUCGCUCUCCCUGCCGUCCUUCUCUUCGUCCACCUCUCUCUCGCCACGGCCGCACUCGUCAUCCGCAUCCCCACACUGGACGCACCUCGCCGCCGCCCGCGCCACCACCCCUGACGGCGUCCUCCGCCUGGCCCACCUGCACCUCAUCCGCGAGCUCGGCCACGGACACCUCGCGCGGGUCUUCCUCUGCCGCCUCAAGUCCUCGCCGCCGGCCUCCCCGCUCUUCGCGCUCAAGGUCGUCGACCUCCGCGACGACGACCCGUCACGCGUCUGCCACGUCCUCGCCGAGUCCCGCGUCCUCUCCGCGCUCGACCACCCCUUCGUGCCCACCCUCUACGCGCGCCUCGAUGCCGGGCGCUACGCGUGCUUCCUCAUGGACUACUGCGCCGGGGGCGACCUGCACUCGGUGCUCCGCCGCCGCCCCGGAGGCCGCCUGCCCGUCGCCGCUGCGAGGUUCUACGCCGCCGAGGUGCUGCUCGCUAUCGAGUACCUGCACGUGCUCGGGUUCGUGUACCGCGACCUCAAGCCGGAGAACGUCCUGCUCCGAGGCGACGGGCACGUCGUGCUCUCUGACUUCGACCUCGCGCUCCCAGCGUCCGUGGAGCCUUCCGUCCGCCGCCGACAGGUGCGGCAGCCGAGCCGACGCCGCAAGAGGAGCUUCCUGCCGUCGUGCUUCGGAUCCGCCAAGGGCGGCAGCGACGAGGAGGAUGCCGACGUUGACGCGAAGGAGCGGUUCGAGUUCGUGGCCGAACCGACGGCCGCGAGCUCCAGGGACUGCGUGGGCACGCACGAGUACCUGGCGCCGGAGCUCGUGAGCGGGAGCGGGCACGGUAACGGCGUGGACUGGUGGGCGUUCGGGGUGUUCCUGUACGAGCUGGUGUACGGGCGCACGCCGUUCAAGGGCGCCGCCAAGGACGUGACGCUGAAGAACAUCCUGUCGAAGCAGGUGACGUACCCGAAGCUCGACGGCGACGCGGAGGCCGCGGCGCAGCUGCGGGACCUCAUCGGCAGGCUGCUCGAGAGGGACCCGCGGCGGCGCAUGGGCGCCGCGCGCGGCGCCGCCGAGAUCAAGAGGCACCCGUUCUUCGCCGGCGUGGACUGGGCGCUCAUACGGUGCGUGACGCCGCCGCUUGUGCCGGAGGCCGACGCCGCGUCUCCCACCGCCGCCGUCGCAGGCGCGAAGCUCGGGAGCUGGAACAGCUUGGGCGGCAGCAGCUUCAAGAAAGCCAGUAGCUUCAAGAAGAGCAGCAGCUUCGGCAGGAGGUCGAGUGUCGAGGAGCGGCAGGGGGUCUUCUGCAAGCUCAUGAGCUGGAAUCAGGAGAGCCGAUGCAAGAGGACGAGGACGAGCAAGCUGAAACCAUGA
Molecule: messenger RNA, 1609 nt
Organism: Lolium rigidum
Lineage: Eukaryota; Viridiplantae; Streptophyta; Magnoliopsida; Poales; Poaceae
Product: serine/threonine-protein kinase WAG1-like
Exons: 1
Coding region: 44-1609 (521 amino acids)
Biological process (GO): protein phosphorylation
Cellular component (GO): cytoplasm; nucleus; plasma membrane
Molecular function (GO): ATP binding; protein serine/threonine kinase activity
Source: RefSeq, a predicted model, not a curated record